This is a messenger RNA of Paramuricea clavata, 4280 nucleotides long. The record is from the annotation of a GenBank genome assembly. Lineage: Eukaryota; Metazoa; Cnidaria; Anthozoa; Malacalcyonacea; Plexauridae.
UAACGACUGAACGAAUACACAACCUCGUAAUCUGUCGCACGAAAAAGAAGAGUUAACAAGUCGCUCUAUACUGACAUUUUGCAUUCAGUGUCACAUUCAAGUUCACAAUGGCAAAACUUGCGAUGAUUUUUUUGGCAGUCGUUCUUUUGCAGUUACUCACAACACGAGUAAUAGCUCAAUGCUCUGCGUUGGACCAGCUUCAGAAGAGAAUCAAUUCAUUACAGGCUGAAGCUGAUAAACUGAAACAAAGCGGAUGUUGCAACCAAGGUAUAUUUGUUUCUUCUUAUUUAUUUCUUAUGCAUAGCAAGUGUGCAGUUUAGUGUGUACAUGAGAGUCAUAUUACAAUCACUCACCCUGAGAAGUUAUUAAUAAACGACCUUCAUACGUCUUUUCAAUAUAAUUCAUAAGCUUAUUGGCGAAUCAUGUCAACCAUAAUAUGCCACGUGCAGUGGCUUUAAACCUGAUAAAACACUCCUAAUUAGUAUUCUUUAUAUAAAGAAUACUAAUAAGGCAGUAUCUGUUGUAGUCGUGUACUAGUUAAACUUUAAGUACUAGUUAAAACACGAGCAGCCGAUCUUUAUCUGAUAUACAUCGACCGACGCCCAACGGCGAGAGUUUGUAUAUCCAGGGCCGUAGGAAGCUCUUUUCGAUUGGGGGGGCUGAAAGCGAGGGCCGAAGGCCCGAGGAAAUUUUUAAAUUUAGAGUCUCUAAAAUGCCAUUUCCUGGACUUUGGGGGAAGAUUUAACAGAAUUCUGAUAGUCAGAAAACAGCGUUUUAGUAUGUCGAAAUUUACAGGAAAGUAUAGGCCAGACUGUAGUAUUAUAAAUGCGCGGCGGGAAUUUUCGUCGUAAAUGGCAGUUGCGCGGAAAUGAAGGCAGAACAUUUGAGAAAAUUUCGAAAAUCUGGAGUCUCUAGAUGGUCUGAAAUGGCAUUUUCAGAGUUUUCUUUCGCAAGACCCAACACGCAAAAGACAAAAUAAAUCAUUAGUUCAUCAAAAAUGUGCAGAUUUUGUGGGUUUUCUUGAAAAUGCGCGACAGAAAUUCAGCUAAAAUUUCUACGCGAGGAACGAUCUGGAGUAUGAGUAAUAUCUUCAUUCUUUGCAGUUUGUCACAGAUUAAAUGAUAAAGUUUGCAUGAUUUUGAAAAAAGAAUGAUUAUUAGCAAAUUAUUGGGGGGGGGGGGCUGCAGCCCCCCCAGCCCCCCCGGUUGCUACGGCCCUGAUAUCAGAUAAAGAUCGGAUGCGAAUCUUGUAUCUUCCUCGUGAUAGACAUUUCGCAUGACGCACGCACUAGGUCAUUUUUCUACCCGUUUCAAAAGUAAAUGCAUAGCGAUAUAAAUUGAUGUGUUUGUCAAUUUGUUAUGAUUAAUUUCGAUCAUAACUGCGAUCAUAAAGCACAAAAUUGCACGAAUUUUGAUCAUAUUGAACAAAAGUCGCAAGAUAUUAAAAAAUCACAGAAUCUUUUUUACAAAUCGUGAGAUUCACGGUGAAAUUUAAGAAAAUAUUUACUGAUUACUUCCUACACGAACAGAUCCGUGCAGCAAAGACGUGAUCGCGUACUACAAAUUUGACCGUUCAUUCCGUGAUGUAUGCAACGGCCAUAAUGCAGUGCAAGUUGGGUCUGUUGGGUUGGCAGCAUCUUCUGGUAUAAGCAAUGGAGCAGCUUUAUUCAAUGGAGCAAGCAAACUCCGUAUAGCUAGUCUCAAUGGCUAUACGUGGGGCUCACAAUUCUCUGUCAGUCUCUGGUUCAAACGCACUGGCCAGCAAGGCAACUAUCAAGGCAUCAUAAACAAUGGUUACUAUAGCUACGGAAGUUGGGAGAUACGAAUGGGGCGAGAGAAUUCUGGCCAGAAAAUUGGUGCAGGUGUUGUCACAUCAAACUCAGCUGCAACUUGGAAUUAUGCCACCACAGCCAGCUACAAUCACUGGCACCAUGUGGCGAUGACGUACGAUGGUGCUACUCUCAACUUUUAUCUCGAUAAUCAGCAACAGAAAGGAAACUCAAAGUGUUGUCAAGGCAACCUCGUCAACAAGACUAAUGACGUCAUCAUUGGUCAAGCAGGUCACGGGAUGUCCAGAGAGUUCUUUUAUGGCUACAUUGAUGAAGUGAAAUUGUUCAAGAAAGCUUUGACGGCUGAUGAAGUUACACAACUCUAUCGACUUAAAAAUGUCUAAACGCGAUAAUGACGUAAUGUGGCAUUUUUCGGAGUGUUUUUUUUCCUUAUUUUUAUAUAACUAUACUGUAUACGGUGGAUAGCCGUAUCUUCGUACAAUGAAACCCUGGACACUCCUUUUUAAAACACUUAAUUGGUGCAUGCAUGGAAUGAUUAAUUGGUGCAUAUGCAGGGUGUUAGCCAGAAUUUCAAAAGUGGCCGUCCAAAAUAAUUUUGUGGGCGUGGCCACAAUUUUUUGUGGGUGGGGUCACAUGUUUUUGGGCGUGGCCGCAUUUUUUUGUUGUGGAAUUGUGGUGUUCUGUUCGUUGAACCUUUUUACUUUUAGAUGCACAUUCCCGUCAUUAAAUUAGUAAAAGCACACGUAUGGUAUGAACCGUAGUGUAGUGUUUAGUUAUUUUUUUAUCAAUCGCGGAUAUUUUUCCCUUUUUUAUGCGUUUGCCUCAUUUUAUAGCCAUCUUUACCCGGUAACUGUAACUCCAAAGCACGUAGCGCUCGAGCGAUAAAGCGAUUGCUGUUUUUUAAAACAGCGGUUUCAAAUUAUUCUCCUUAAUACUUCAUGCGAGAAUCAUGACCAUGGUUACAAAAACGGGGCGCAUUUGUCGAUACUUAAAUUCAGCCAUGUUCAACGUGUUUUCGACGGGAAAAAGUAUGAAAACAUAUACCAUAAGUAAAGUAAACAGCAGAUGGCAACAAUUCGAAGUAUUCAAGAAAUAUUACAAAGCUUGUAAAUUGCUAUUUAAAUUAAAGAAAAUAUUCCCUUAGGCCGUCCAUGGCCGUCCAUUAAAAUUUAGCCGUCCGAAUUCAGAAAUGGCCGUCCGUAGGACGGUCGGACGGCCGCCUGGCUAACACGCUGUGCAUAUGAAUACUUAUAUUAAUUACAAAAAUAAAAGUCAAAUAUAAAUUAUUGUUCUAGAUAAUUUGAUGGCACCCAGCCUGUUCUGUUCCCUAUUUUCGCUAGCCACCAGCCCCCUUCAUCUCGCUUCAUGACCUCGACUCUUUCGCCUCUCUUAAUAUCUAGUGUAUCAUGCACAUCGUCAGAGUAAUCGGCAAUGACGUAAUAAUACUGCGCGCUACUAGGCCGUGAUGAUAAGUUCUCCGUACUUCGUGUUUGUUUUAACGCUACAGCAGGUUUUACUCGAAGAAGAUUUUCAAUACUACCGGAGUUUCUGUUCCUAGGAAGGGUGGGUUUUUGUCCUCGACUUGGUAUAGGGGGCGCGGGCACACCCUUUCGUUGGCCACUUGGAAUGUUCGUAGGUCGAACAGGUGGAGAUGGUCUUGCAGGUGGGGGACGGCCGGUUUGUGGGCGUGGGGUGAUGUGAGGUACAUUAACCUUUGGUGAAGGUGUGGGUCUUUCCUUGGGUUUUUCUGUAAGAUACGUCGAUGGUGCCCACCCCUCUGCACCACAUGACUGCACGUACCACCACCCACUGUCACUCUUCUCCAGUACUUUGACUAGCGCGCCUUCUUUUAAUGAUAUAUUCAAAUGAUCAUUGUCGAAAUAAUCACUGAUCGCCAUAUAAUCAGCACCUGUCGCAUCCCGCUUUACUGGGGCAGGUUUUUCGCCCCUGGGUUUUCUAACCUCUGCUCCCCCUGGUUUUGGCACCCCGUGGUUUUUCACACCGGGUUUUGCUACCGCAGGUUUAGGUGACCAAGCUUUAGGAACCGCUGGUUUUGGUAUUGGAGUUCUUGCUAUUGCAGGUUUGGGUACCCCCACGGGUUUGGGUACCCCCACGGGUCUGAAAACCCCGGGUUUUGUUACCUCAAAGUGAUCCACUCUCUUUUCCCGUCGUUCAAUAUAAGAUGAUGGAACCCAGCCCUCUUUCUCGCCAAUUUUACAGAACCACCAACCGUUUGGAGAUUUCUCUAUGAUGUUUACAGAAACUCCUUUCUGAACGCUCAGUCCUCCGUUAAAACCCUGGGCAUGAUAGUCAGACAAUGUUACAUAUUCGGCUUCAUUCAACGAUGAUACAGAACCUUGUUCCUCACGUGAUGGCGGUGGUCGUAUGCGGUUCUUCACCUUGUGAGAUUUACGCACCUUGAAAAAAUUUCAGAUUUAAAAUUUUGAAACUGUGUAACGCCUGUAGGUCGGUAUUAGUGAGUUUGGCAACC